AUGAUUGGAGACAUUGUUGACUCUCAGUAUUCGCCCAUUUCGCAACCCCAACAGCAGCAACGAGCAUUCAGAGAGUCUUGCCAGAAUUGCGCAGACUCAAAGGUUCGAUGCAGUAAGAACAAGCCAACGUGCGCGCGUUGUGCUCGCCGAGGCACGCCUUGUGUCUACCAACAAUCCAGGCGUGCUGGAAGAAAGCUUACAUCUGUCGGACAAGCUAAACAGGCGCGCCGAGCUGCCAUGAAUGCCCUAAGCGAUGUAUCAAGCUCAUACACUUGGGAAGUCGACAUUGAAAACAAUGACAUGCAGCUAUCUCCUCCAAGAUCCGACACUACACCAAAUACCACACCAAACACCACCGUUAGUCCAACAGGCCUCAAUGAUGGCCAAGCAAUUUCGGAAAGCCUCUCACCCCUCGACCCUUUUCCCGAUAGUUCUGGGUCGACAGAAUGGUGUUCCAACGAGAUCUUCAAGGCUCUCUGCACCCAAUCGGUUCCGCUCAUGUGCGGAGAUGAUGCCGACUUUGCCUUGCACAUGUCGCAGGACUUGACAAGCUUGAACGAUGGCUUCCUUGAUCUGGGUGAUUUAGGUAGAGGUUCACUUCCUGUCGAUCUAGGCUCUGAGUUUCUUGGAUUGCCAUUAUCAUGGCCGGGGACUGCAGGAGACACCCACGCGACUGGCUACGAGCCUGAAGAUAUAUCCUCGCCCAGGCCAACAUGCACCAAAAACUGCACUGCAGUCAUUUCUCGACUAUUCCCAGAACUGUUCUGUUCUUUUGGCAGCAGAUGCGAGCGCAGCCAGGUGCAAGGCCAAUCACUUGUCAAUACCAUCGCCAGCAAUGAGAGUAUGUCGGAAGCCAUGAGCAGCAUUCUCGAGUGCGAGUGUAGCCAAGAUGUUCAUGUGCUGUUCGUUGUCGGUCUAUGUACCUCGAAAGUCAUGUCGUCCUACCUCAAAACAAUGCGACGUGAGUGUCUCAAGCAUGCACAGCGAGCCGGCAAUUCAUAUAUCACGAACAACCACCAGCGAAGCGCACAAGACGUACAAGAUGGUGACGCCAAAGCCGAGAUGAUGGCAGCUCACAUGAUCCUCGGCGGACUCCAUCGCAUCCAGCCGCUUCUGGCCCGUCUAUCUGAUCGUCUUAAACAGACAGAGCCGGAAGGUGAUUUUGCAAACGACUACGCUGGGCCAGGAGGGCUUACAGGAAAUGAAUUGCGGAAUCCAUUUCCUCGCUCAAUGCUUCAACAGCUUGAGCAUGGCUUGGAAGCCCAUCUUCGCUAUGUUUUGGCAGUGUGCCAUGCACAGCUUGGGGCGCAUAACACUGAUCCAUUAUCUACAUGGACAACACAAUGCAAUGCAGAGUGCAGAAGCUGA
Messenger RNA from Bipolaris maydis ATCC 48331, 1368 nucleotides. RefSeq lists its product as uncharacterized. Gene Ontology annotation, molecular function: zinc ion binding; DNA-binding transcription factor activity, RNA polymerase II-specific; DNA binding. Gene Ontology annotation, biological process: regulation of DNA-templated transcription; aflatoxin biosynthetic process. Gene Ontology annotation, cellular component: nucleus. Lineage: Eukaryota; Fungi; Ascomycota; Dothideomycetes; Pleosporales; Pleosporaceae. The record is from RefSeq and is a predicted model, not a curated record.